AGUUGCCUCAAGUCAUGGCGUCCCUCGCAAUACCGAAAACAAGUAAGAAUAAACAAAAAAGUACGCCUUGUAUAUUUGGUGCGAGAACUAAAGAAAUUCGCCCAGUUGGUGCAUGGGUUGAAUUAGCAAUUGAUGAGACUGAAUUCAUACCUGAUCCGAGGGAACAAGCAAUCAUCGAAGAAGAAAAGAUAAGAACUAUUAUAGCUGAGAAACAUACAAAAUUACGUAACUUUCAAGAGGAGGUCAAACGUAGGGUGCAAAAAUUGAACAAAAUUAAAAGGGAAGAAAGGGACAGACGCUCAGCAAUUGCUCUUCAGUGUGAACAAAAAAUACUCAAAUACUGUUCAUUUCCGCAAACAGCAGGAAUCUUAUCAACUCAAUCAACCACACCAACGGCAUUAUCCGUUGAUAUAUCUGCCCCACGUAUGUUUGAGGAGAGAAAGCAACAUGUUUUUAGCACAACACAGAGCGCUCGGAACGCUCUAGCCCGCCAAAAAGUAGCCGAUAUAGAUGAGCAAGAAACCUUUUUAGGUAAUGAUCAAGAUGACAACGAUGAAAAUUUAAUAAAAACCAACGAUAGAAUGGAAUUAAAAGGAAAUUCAAUAAAGAAAGAUUCACAAACAGUGAGAUUUUGUAUUGACGAAGAUAGACCAAUGAGAAAAUCAAAGAAAAAAAAUCGAAAGAAUAAAGAAAAUCAGAAUAAGCAUAGUUUCGACAUGAGUCAACUAUCUUUGGAUGUGACUGAUCUAGGUGUAGAAGACGAUGAUGUCAUAAUUUGUAGAGUUGAUAAGAAUAAAGUUAGCGAAGUUUGUAAACGUGCCGUAUUGGAUAUGAGGCCUAUCGUUACGACUGAAGAGGAAAAAUCACUUAAAGCUUCCCAGAAAAAUCUAGUUCGUAAGGUUUUCGCCGAAUUGGAAAGACAAAAUGUUCGAGAGACUGAGAAGAGGAGGCAGCAAGCGAAAGAAAUUGAAAUAUUGAAACGACAAAAAGAGAUGGAAAGGAGGCAGAUUGAAAGAGAACACGCUCUAAAGAUUAGACAGGCUGAACGUCCAAAGCCAGAUGUAAUAAAUAAAUAUCACCAAGAGGAAGUAAAAUUACAAACUAGAAAAAAAUGCGAAGAAGAAAGAUAUCUAACUGCUCUAAAAGCUCAAAUUCGGGAAAGUAUGGAACUGAAAAAAAUUAAAUUACCACCUUUAUGCUCAUGCGCAGAAACAUUUUGGGAGGCGGAUCCUGAUACGUGCGCUAAUAAUUGUAUAUUUUAUCAAAACCGUAAAGCAUAUGAACGAGCUUUACAAUCGUUACUAAGUAGUUUUAGAUAA
This is a messenger RNA of Dimorphilus gyrociliatus, 1319 nucleotides long. NCBI's taxonomy places the organism in Eukaryota, Metazoa, Annelida, Polychaeta, Dinophilidae. The record is from the annotation of a GenBank genome assembly.